Messenger RNA from Nylanderia fulva, 1672 nucleotides. The record is from RefSeq and is a predicted model, not a curated record. Lineage: Eukaryota; Metazoa; Arthropoda; Insecta; Hymenoptera; Formicidae.
UGCCGCAGCAGCCUCGACACCGUCCUCUGACCCUGACCGGUGAUAGCGCCCGGUAAGUCCGCCGCGUCCGUCAUCGCUCUAUCGCUUUAGCUUCGGACUUUGCGAGAGACUACGAUUAAUGGCAGCAGCGGAUGCGGAUUCUGCGGAUAGCCGAGGCCGACCAACUUGUCUAGGUUAGAUCGAGUUGGAUCAGGUUAGGAUAAGGAUUAGAUCGGGUCAAGUUAGGACACAGGAGCCAUAAACGUUACGAGACUACUAGGGGUGCGUUCGUAAACCUUACCCGCUGAGGUAUAGGUUAACUUGACGGGGACUAGUCAGUGAACGUGUAGGGACACAUCAAUCUUCAAGGACUACCUAAAGUUUAUGAACGAUCUUGAGCAAACUAUAUUAUACACGAAAGAAAGCAUGAGUAGUGACAGAGAAAAAGCAAUUAUUGGCACGGCAAUAUCAAUAGGAAAAAAACUUUUGUCCAAUUACGAAUUUGAUUCCGAUUCAUCAUUAUCUGAUAGUGAAACUGAAAUUUUAUUGACACUUAUUUGCUCAAAAAAAAAGAGAAACAAGGCUAAACGCAUUGAAAGAUAUGUGGAAGAAACCAUUCAUCAUUUCACUGACAAACAAUUUCAGUCAAAUUUUAGAAUAACACGUGAAACUUUCCAAAGUUUACUUAUUAUUGUUGGUCCACAAAUAGAAAAUACUAAUACUACUGGAACUGGGAGACCAAUGGUCCCAGUUGAAAAACAGUUAUUAGCAACAAUAUGGCUAUUAGCGACGCCAGAUUCUUAUAGAUCAGUUGGAGAAAGAUUUGAUUUAAGCAAAUCUACAUUAUUUUCCUGCUUUGUUCGAAUUACGACAGCUUUAAAUGAUUUAGCACCUCAAGUGAUUCAUUGGCCAACAGAACAGGAACUUCCAUUGGUAAAAGAAAAAUUUAAAGCUAUGGCUGGAAUUGAUGGUGUUAUAGGUGCUCUCGAUGGGACAUAUGUACCAAUUAAAGCACCAUCAAAGGAUCCAGAAACAUAUCGAAAUCGUAAAAUGCAGUACGCCAUAACGCUGCAAGCAAUUUGCGAUGCUAAUUUAAAAUUCAUAGAUAGUUAUUCAGGAUAUCCUAGUUCAGUACACGAUGCUAGGAUUUUUAGAAAUUCUGACAUUUAUAAUUUGAUACGUCAAAAUCCAGAAAAGUAUUUUCCAAAUGAUGAAUUUAUUUUAGCCGAUAAAGCUUAUCCUACUUUAAAGUGGUGUAUUACUCCAUAUAUAAAUCGAGGAAAUUUGACAAGACAGCAGGGAAUUUUUAAUACACGAGUUUCACAGACAAGACAAACAAUUGAAAGAGCAUUUGCUCUUUUAUUUGGUCGAUUUAGACGCUUAAAAUAUUUGGACAUGAACAGAGUCGAUUUAAUACCCAAAACGAUACUUGCAUGCUGUGUUUUGCAUAAUAUAUGUCUAGAUUUUAGCGAUGAUUUGAUAUGCGAAUAUGUACAAGAAGGUAUGGAGGCAAUAAUGGAAAAACCACAGGAACAAAUUAUAUAUGAAAAUGAAAAUGAAAAACGACUUGGAAAUGAACGUCGCGAUGCACUAUGCAAAGCAUUAAAUCAAAAUCGUCGACAAAUGUAAUAUGUUCUCAGUGCUAUAUUCUGUAAUAUAACAUAUAUUCUAUAAUAUAUUUUAUAACUAUAUU